Messenger RNA from Rhopilema esculentum, 8975 nucleotides. RefSeq lists its product as uncharacterized. The record is from RefSeq and is a predicted model, not a curated record. NCBI's taxonomy places the organism in Eukaryota, Metazoa, Cnidaria, Scyphozoa, Rhizostomeae, Rhizostomatidae. Gene Ontology annotation, molecular function: extracellular matrix structural constituent conferring tensile strength. Gene Ontology annotation, biological process: extracellular matrix organization.
UGUUAAAAAAAGAAGCGCAUUUACUUAUGGCCCUUAUGCUUGAUAUUGAUUAGAAAUGAAUAGGUAACUUUGAAGGAAUCUCAAACGGGGAUCAUCCUUAAGUACUUACGCUUAAAAAGAGAUCCAGCAACUUAUUGAGACAUCUCAUUACUUAUAAAUGAAGUCAAUGGCUCUGAAGACUAGAGGUCGUUGUUUGGAAAACGCGAUUGCUUACAUUGAAAUUGCAUAAAAAUAUGGUUUCUCGAAGCAAAUGCCAGUUGGUGAGCUAAAACAAAAUUUAAAUUAGGACACUGCCACACUAUCUGAAGAAAAGUCACAGUAAUAAUUACUGAAUCGUUGCUUUACCGAUCCCCCGGCUUCGCAGCACAUACUAAGCAGAAACCAAUACAAUCCAGGAGGCAGGGCUCUUAAUGACAGAGAUUUCCGGGAUGUGCUGUGAAACGUCCAGUGUUCUAACGAUUGUUUGGCUGCACCACCCCAAGAUUACACGAGAAACAGUAAACGUUAACUUUUGUCGUUUGAAAAUACUUUGGCGUAUUGUGUAUUCAACUCUAUAAAGGAUUCGUAGCAGUUCCAAUGAAAGAGGAUGCAUCGUAGCCCUGUUUUUGUUUACUGAUCUAUGGUUGGCGCAUUUACACAAAUUUCCAUGAAAGUAGCGUCUUAUAUUGAAAAGAGGAAAGUCUCUUAAGUUGAAACUGGUUCGAAAAUUGUUAGUUUUGGACGCGAAAAAGUAAAGAAAGUACAAAGUCAACGGCGGGCAUGGCAGAGAAAAGACGAUGCUUCACAAUUCAGUUUUCUGCUCUGUGGAUUUUGGCCUCCAUAUCUUUAUCAACGUGCCAGUUACCACUAACCAUGAUCCAAAGACGUCCGUUUGGCAUAGAUGGGUUUGUCAAGCCUCUCCCAAGACAUUUACAAGAUAAUCGACAUUGCAACAUUAGAGGAAUUAGCUUCAGGAGGGCCAGGAUGCUACUUCUCACAUGUAGAAGAAAAAAGGAAACUGAUGUUAACUUGUUGCUUGCCGUUGGAUCGCCGGUUCCACGAGAUGUCGCGCCGAUGGUCGGGCCGUUCGGUAUUCGUGGCCGACCGGCAUUUCAAUUUACACCGAACAGCUACAUCGGACGGUAUGCCAGAGAUAUCUUGCAUUUGCCUUUUCAAACAGAAUUUGGUAUCAAGGUGACGACUCUUGUUUAUAGAGCGAACGGUGGUGUUCUGUUCAGCAUCGUCUCAAAAGAUCAACAUAAAGAUUUUCUAACAUUGGAGGUUCGAAAGAAAAACUCAAAAAAUCAAACUAUCGAGAUAAAUUAUAGAAAUUCAAAUCCAUUAGAAAUUUACAGUGUGAAAUUUGACGUACCCAAUUUUUAUGGAAAAUGGACAAUAUUUUCGAUCGCAGUUCGGGAUCAGAAUGCGUGGUUGUUUAUGAAUGGGUGCCAGAUUGUCCGGGGUUUUGCCUUCAGGAGAAGAUUGAAUCCUCUGGAUAUCAAGGAGGAUUCAGUGGUUUAUGUAGGACGAGCAGGAUGGUAUUCGGACAAAAGGCCUUUCUUUGGUGCAAUCUUCGACUUAGAGAUAUUAUCGGACCCGAACAGAGCGGUUCCAAGAUGCAUGGGAGAAAAUUUCGUAACAGAAGAAAUGUCAGCUUUAAGACCAACUGGCAGGCCAGGUAUCCAUGUAGAUGUGCCGGAGAAACCAACGAAGAAACGCGAAAGUGGAACAACUGGAAGUGUUUUCAAAUCAGCUGAGCUUUCUAACAAAACCAUCAGUGACGAGUCUCAUGAAACAGCUGGCCUGGUAACUACGCCAAAGACAACCAGUGAGGUCAGGACAACAUCUGCAGCCAGAAUGACGUCGUCUCGUGAGUCAAGUGCACGCAUGAGUUUGACUACAGCUGCACCAGAGAUCCAAAUAACGACCGAGGAAAUUAUAGAAAAAGCUGGAAAAUCUACAGAAAAACCUAAUAUAUCUAAGACUGAAGCAACUAGAAUGCAAGAAACUACCGAAGACAAAGAGAUUUCAAUGACUGAAGCAAGCACGACAGCUAAGUCGAAAACAACAUCCAAUGAGAACAAGAUAUCAACCGGGACAACUCAAGCGGGGAAGAAAGCCAAGGAAGUUCCUACUGAACUAGCAACGAAGGAGAUACAUACGAAAGAUCAAACUACAGAAGAAAAGAAACCAACCAAUGCUACUAGCAAAGAACCUUUGGUGAAAUCAGAACCGAUAUCUACCACUAUUAGUCCAAGAAAGGCGGAAAUGCUUUUGACUACUACCGUCAAACCAACAUACCUCAAUACUGCCAGAAGCUCGGUUAAAAGGUUUUCUAGCAUCUCUUCUGGCACCAUUAGAAGUGGUGCAUUUAUUGUCUGGGGUAAAAGGAGAAGAACUGUUCGCCCAGUUGGAUACUUUGCAACAACAACACAACCAUGGUCAACAACAACGAAAUCUCCUACAAUAUCUUCCGAAGUAAAAUCAACAACAGAAUCUUCAUUACUUGAAAAGUUAUACACGCAAACAGUGGAUGAAACGACAGCUGGAGCAUUUAGUACAGAGCGAGCAACAACAGAGACAACGCCAAUAAAACCGAGAAUUGCAAAUACAGCCAACUCUCAGACAGACAAAGUGGAGCUACAGACAACAGUCCAAAAGACAACUCUGCUGACAAAAGCACACGUGCAAGAGACAGAAUCAGCAACAACAAAAGUGCCAACUGAGGCUUUUACUACCAAAGGAUCUGUUACAGAUGCUUCAAAGUCAGUGGUGGAAGACGUUGCUGCUACUGAUGCAAUAACUGCAAAAGCAUUCGUCACAGAUGCUGUUGCUACUGAUGCACCUGUGACUGAUCUGGUACCAACCAAAAAAGCUGUCACUGAUGAUGUUGACACUGAUGAAGCAACUAAAAAAUCAAUCGUCACAGAAGCUGCUGUCACUGAUGCAGUCACUACAAAAGCUGUUGCUACUGAUGCACCUGUGACUGAUCCAGUACCAACCAAAGAAGCUAUCACUGAUGGUGUUGACACUGAUGAAGCAACUACAAAGUCAACCGUCACAAAAGCUGCUGUCACUGAUGCAGUCACUACAAAAGCUGUUGCUACUGAUGCACCUACUACUGAUCCAGUACCAACCAAAGCAGCUAUUACUGAUGAUGUUGACACUGAUGAAGCAACUACAAAGUCAACCGUCACAGAAGCUGUUGUCACUGAUGCAGUCACUACAAAAGCUGUUGCUACUGAUGCACCUACUACUGAUCCAGUACCAACCAAAGCAGCUGUCACCGAUGAUGUUGACACUGAUGAAGCAACUACAAAAUCAAUGGUCACUACAAAAGUAACUGCAAAAGCAAUGGUCACUACAAAAGUAACUGCAAAAGCAGUGGUCACAGAUGCUGUUCCUACUGAUGCACCUGUCACUGAUCCAGUACCAACUAAAGCAGCUGUCACCGAUGAUGUCAACACUGAUGAAGCAUCUACAAAAUCAAUUGUAACAGAUGCUGCUGUCACUGAUGCAGUUACUACAAAAGCUGUUCCUACAAAUGCACCUGUUACUGAUCCAGUACCAACCAAAGAAGCUGUCACUGAUGACGCUGGAACUGAUGAAGCAUCUACAAAAGCAAUGGUCCAUACAAAAGUAACUGCAAAAGCAAUGGUCACUACAAAAGUUACUGCAAAAGCAGUGGUCACAGAUGCUGUUCCUACUGAUGCACCUGUCACUGAUCCAGUACCAACUAAAGCAGCUGUCACCGAUGAUGUCAACACUGAUGAAGCAUCUACAAAAUCAAUUGUAACAGAUGCUGCUGUCACUGAUGCAGUUACUACAAAAGCUGUUGCUACAAAUGCACCUGUUACUGAUCCAGUACCAACCAAAGAAGCUGUCACUGAUAAUGCUGGUACUGAUGAAGCAUCUACAAAAGCAAUGGUCACUACAAAAGUAACUGCGAAAGCAUUCGUCACAGAUGCUGUUGCUACUGAUGCACCUGUUACUGAUCCGGUACCAACCAAAGCAGCUAUCACUGAUGAUGUUGACACUGAUGAAGCAACUACAAAGUCAACCGUCACAGAAGCUGCUGUCACUGAUGCAGUCGCUACAAAAGCUGUUGCUACUGAUGCACCUGUUACUGAUCCGGUACCAACCAAAGCAGCUGUCACCGAUGAUGCUAGCAUUGAUGAAGCAUCUACAAAAUCAAUCGUCACAGAAGCUGCUGUCACUGAUGCAGUCACUACAAAAGCUGUUGCUACUGAUGCACCUACUACUGAUCCAGCACCAACCAAAGCAGCUGUCACCGAUGAUGCUAGCAUUGGUAAAGCAGCUACAAAAGCAAUGGUCACUACAAAAGUAACUGCAAAAGCAGUGGUCACAGAUGCUGUUCCUACUGAUGCACCUGUCACUGAUCCAGUACCAACUAAAGCAGCUGUCACCGAUGAUGUCAACACUGAUGAAGCAUCUACAAAAUCAAUUGUAACAGAUGCUGCUGUCACUGAUGCAGUCACUACAAAAGCUGUUGCUACAAAUGCACCUGUUACUAAUCCAGUACCAACCAAAGCAGCUGUCACCGAUGAUGUUGACACUGAUAAAGCAACUACAAAGUCAACCGUCACAGAAGCUGCUGUCACUGAUGCAGUCACUACAAAAGCUGUUGCUACUGAUGCACCUGUUACUGAUCCAGUACCAACCAAAGAAGCUGUCACUGAUAAUGCUGGUACUGAUGAAGCAUCUACAAAAGCAAUGGUCACUACAAAAGUAACUGCAAAAGCAGUGGUUACAGAUGCUGUUACUACUGAUGCACCUGUUACUGAUCCGGUACCAACCAAAGCAGCUAUCACUGAUGAUGUUGAUACUGAUGAAGCAAUUACAAAGUCAACCGUCACAGAAGCUGCUGUCACUGAUGCAGUCACUACAAAAGCUGUUGCUACUGAUGCACCUGUUACUGAUCCGGUACCAACCAAAGCAGCUGUCACCGAUGAUGCUGGCAUUGAUGGAGCAACUACAAAGUCAACCGUCACAGAAGCUGCUGUCACUGAUGCAGUCACUACAAAAGCUGUUGCUACUGAUGCACCUGUUACUGAUCCAGUACCAACCAAAAAAUCUGUCACUGGUGAUCUUGGCACUGGUGAAGCAACUACAAAAUCAACAAUAUUUAGUAGCAUUCUACCGACCGAUUUCCCUGAGUAUUCUACUGCAGGAGCAUCCGAUCUCUUGACGGAAUAUACAACAAAAUUCUACACUGUAGUUCCAGAGCUGACUCUUAAAACUACAAGUGCAGCCAAAUUAACGACGGAAGAUCCUGUUUUCAUUACUACACUUGCGGAUGCUCUAAAAGACUCUAAAGUUUCACCAACGAUUAUCCCGUUAACAAAAGGCCGAACAGCUGAGCCGAAGCAAAGUACUCAAACUCGGAUGCAGACCAGCAUAAAAUCAACAGCAGCGCCUUAUAGUGACGUACCCUCUACACCAGUGUUGAGAAAUACAGCUGAACCUAGAAAGCCAUCAAGUGAUUCGGUAUCAACAGUGUCUUUGCCAAUGAAUCGAACACUCUCUUUCUCCAAGGGCCUCAAGGGUGACCCUGGUGCUCCUGACCCUUCAAAACCUACGGAAAAAGGCUGUAGCUCUAAGGAGAAACUCGAUUCCAAGGCGUCAGUUGACAAGAUGACACCUUCCCCGAAGGCCUCUUUGUGUGGGAAUGAAAAGGGAAUGAAGGGUGAUACUGGGCCGAAAGGCAUUAUGGGAUCCCCUGGACCACAGGGUGAAAAGGGAUUUCAGGGUAUGAAAGGACAGAAAGGAGAAGAAGGGCUCAUGGGAAAGGCUGGGAAAAUCGGAUUUCCAGGAGCCAGAGGACGCAAAGGAUCUAAAGGAGAAAAUGGCUUGCCAGGAAUAUAUGGUAGACCUGGUGUCAAGGGACCGAAAGGGGAGCAAGGAAGUAAAGGCGAUAGAGGUUUUAAUGGUCCCGUCGGUCCUAAGGGAGAACAAGGAGAUCCUGGGUUUCAUGGGCCAAUGGGGCCUUCUGGCAAAAAAGGAGAUCGUGUUUCGAAACGGGAACUCGAAGCUGCAAUUAUUGAUGUACUGUCAAACCAAGUAGAAGGAUGCUCAAAAAUCGAAGAGUUUGAUAUCCCUAAGGAGACCGGUGUAAAGUCUUUUCACCUUGAUCUGGGAUCAGGACCUCCAGGUCUUCUAUGGGCGAAUGCCAAAACAAGGCCUAGAAAGGUUCGCCGCGGACCACCAGGUAUAUAUCCGGAUGCUAUUGAAUCAAAGGGAAAGCUACGAAAAUUGGUUGUGUGUGGGCAGAAUGCUACCAGAGUCAAAUAUAACUAUGAUAGAUACCCACUCAAUGGGGUGAAAGGCGACAAAGGUGCCAAGGGAAUGACAGGCAAUACUGGUUUUGAAGGUCCAAUUGGUCCCGCCGGAAGACGAGGUGAAACGGGAGCGAAAGGCCAGAAAGGUGAUGUUGGUAAUCAAGGGCAGAAAGGAGAGCCAGGUCAAAGUAUAAAAGGACAACACGGUUUAAUUGGCUUGCCUGGCCUCACGGGCUUGAAGGGUCAGCGGGGACCUUCAGGAGUUCCAGGAAAACCUGGUAACCCAGGCCUGCCUGGCAUCGACGGUGCGCGCGGUAGGGCGGGAGAGAAGGGUGCCGAGGGAUCUAGAGGCCAAAAGGGAGAGAAGGGAAACACUGGGCCACGUGGUCCUGCCGGAAACGAUGGUGUAAAAGGGAGCACUGGUGCCGGGCUCAAAGGGCCAAUUGGCCCAAAAGGACUCAAAGGAGACACGGGUAUUCCUGGCCCUCGGGGUUUUGGUGGCACAAAAGGAGAAAGCGGACAAAGAGGAGCCAAGGGAGAUAAUGGAAAAACAGGCUUGCCGGGACCAGUUGGACCACAAGGGCCAAAGGGUUUGAAAGGAAGUCAUGGAAUUUUGGGACCUCAAGGAUUAAAGGGUGAACCAGGCACUCCUGGCAAGGUGACGUUCUUAAAAGGUGUCAUUGGACCAAGGGGACCUAAGGGGCCAAGUGGUCCAAUAGGUCCUGUUGGACCUCCCGGCCCUCCUGGACCACCGGGACCAAUGCCAUCGCUCUUACCGAUGAAAGCAAUGAUGGGCCCAAAAGGACCACAGGGUCUCAAAGGAAAUCGUGGUGCUGAUGGACAAAGCAUCAGAGGAGAAAAAGGUUCCCCUGGAAGCAAGGGGGAGAAGGGAGAGGUAUCGAUGGUGUCGAUGCCACCCCCUAUUAAAGGUGCAAGAGGAAGCAAAGGAGACCAAGGAUUUAAGGGCAGCAAAGGAAGUUCAGGUUCCCCAGGACAACCAGGCAAAGAUAGAGUCGCAGUUGUCACAUUAGCAAGUGAACAAGAUAUGUUUUCAAUGUUUGAUUUAUUCGAAGUUGGUCAGAUGGCAAUACUUGCUACUUCUGAUGAUAUUUACAUUCGUACAAGAAGCAAAUGGAGAUUGAUCACAGGAACGGUACUCAGUGGUCCAUCUGCUAGCAUUCGAUUUGAGAAGGCUGAGAUUGAGCCUCAAACAACAACAGCCCCUACAGUGACCACACCAACAAUUGUCAACAACAUUAUGCUUCCGGUACCCGGGAAGUUCCCAAAGAAACCUUACCUAAGACUGGUUGCUCUUAAUCAGCCUGUUAAUGGCGACAUUGGAGGUGUUUCUGGUGGAGACUACCGUUGCUACGAGCAGUCGUUUAAAUCCGGGGCAAAAGGAGUUUAUCGUGCAUUCCUUUCCGAUAAGAUGCAGAAUGUCAAGAAUCUUAUUCCUAAAAAGUAUUUCCACUUACCGGUUGUAAAUUUGAAGGGAAUGCAAAUAUUUUCUUCAUGGAGCGACCCCUUCAACUCUUCAACGUAUGCUGCUUUUAAUCCAACCAUUCCAAUCUACACUUUCGAUGGCAGAGACAUUAGGACUGACACCACUUGGAAAACUAAAGCGAUUUGGCAUGGCUCACACGCUGAUGGUGUGACACAUUCUAGCUCCCAUCACUGUCGCAGCUGGUGGCGAUCAAAACCGUAUCUAAAAGGCAUUGGUUCGUCCAUAUCCAGUUACAUGCCAGCAAUGAACGAAGAACAAUUUUCAUGUGAUUUAAAGCUUGCUUUGUUAUGCAUACAGAUUCAGCCAGAAAGGAGGUAACACCACAGCUGAUUAAUCCAUGUUUCAAUUAAAGAAAGUCCAAUAUUAGAUGUACGGAAUGUAAUACGGGGAUCCAGUUCCUUAUCUGCGAGAUAUCGUUCUUAUCUUUGGAGAUCUUGUAAUGAAUCCUGCAAGUGACGCAUGCCUUAUCAUCAUAGUUCGAUAGCUACUACGUCACCACUCGUUAUGUCUGCCCUGUAUUCGUAGGCAUACACAAAAUAACUCAAUUAGAAUAGACCAUAUUUUCAAUUAUAAAACUGGUUUUCCUGGUAUUUUGAAUAAGUAGAAAUAUAUUGAAACUCAACAAUGCUUUUUCUCGAUUCGCAACAUUCGAAAAAGCACAUUUUCUCAAUUUGCGAUGUCGCUAACAAUAUGAUAUAUGUGAAGAAAGUUCAAUAGUAUAUUUGUUUGGUAUUACCAGAGAGACUAUCAUUGCUAAAUUUGCAUGGCAGUCGAGGCACUUCCUUUGGUAUAUCCCAUCAGCUCAAAAGGUUGGUGCAAAGUGAUUGGACAAAGAUUGUAAUUAUCGCAUCCCUAUAACAUUAUUUAUAUAGAUAAAUAUAUAUUGUUUUGAGACUCCUUAGCGAGAUAUCCUCGACAGGAGAUAUAUUUGAGUAAGAGCUAGGUUUUGUAAAUUCUGGACCUUGAUAACACAGUAAGUGAAUUUCCUUUCCAUUAUGUACAUGGCGAAGGCAGAAGUGAUAAAGCGCCUCGAUUGAGAAAAGUUAUAUAGUUCUCUGAUCUAUUGCAAAUGUUUUGAUAGCUGUAGAGGGUAAGGAAAAGCGUGAUAAUUUUCAUGAUAAAAAAUAUGAAAGUUCAAACGCUCUUUGGGCUAUUUUUGACAGCUAUGAAGAAAUUCCAUAUAAAUUUUAAAA